CUUCCUAAGACCUGUGUGGUGACCGUUUUUACCUCCCUGUGCCCAACAUCUUGAAGAAGAUCAGGAUUUUUCAGGCUCUUCCUCCUCAAAUUGGUAGCACACACUUGCUCUGCUCCUAUAUCUCUUCACCUUUGGAGAGAUGUUGAAGUUCAAAUAUGGAGCAAGGAAUCUGCUGGACGCUGGUGCUGCUGAACCCAUUGCCAGCCGGGCCUCCAGGUUGAAUCAUUUCUUCCAGGGGAAACCACCCUUUCUGACUCAACAGCAGAUGUCUCCUCUUUCCCGAGAAGGGAUAUUAGAUGCCCUCUUCGUUCUCUUUGAAGAAUGCAGUCAGCCUGCUCUGAUGAAGAUUAAGCACGUGAGCAACUUUGUCCGCAAAUAUUCCGACACCAUCGCUGAGUUACAGGAGCUCCAGCCUUCAGCAAAAGACUUUGAAGUCCGAAGUCUCGUGGGCUGUGGUCACUUUGCUGAAGUGCAGGUGGUAAGAGAGCGAGCAACUGGCGACGUCUAUGCCAUGAAGGUCAUGAAGAAGACGGCCUUGUUGGCCCAAGAGCAGGUUUCAUUUUUUGAGGAAGAACGGAACAUAUUAUCUCAGAGCACAAGCCCUUGGAUUCCCCAGUUACAGUACGCCUUUCAGGACAAAAAUAACCUUUAUCUGGUCAUGGAAUAUCAGCCUGGAGGGGACUUGCUGUCACUUUUGAACAGAUACGAGGACCAAUUAGAUGAAAAUACGAUUCAGUUUUACCUAGCCGAAUUGAUUUUGGCUGUUCACAGCAUUCAUCAGAUGGGAUAUGUGCAUCGAGACGUCAAGCCUGAGAAACAUACUCAUUGACCGAAUAGGACACAUCAAGCUGUGGAUUUUGGAUCAGCGGC
This is a messenger RNA of Lynx canadensis (Canada lynx), 870 nucleotides long. Its product is annotated as citron Rho-interacting kinase-like. The coding region runs from base 140 to 829 and encodes 229 amino acids. Gene Ontology annotation, molecular function: ATP binding; protein serine/threonine kinase activity. The record is from RefSeq and is a predicted model, not a curated record. The transcript has 6 exons. Lineage: Eukaryota; Metazoa; Chordata; Mammalia; Carnivora; Felidae. Gene Ontology annotation, biological process: peptidyl-threonine phosphorylation; actomyosin structure organization. Gene Ontology annotation, cellular component: cytoskeleton; cytoplasm.